UACCCAUCUUGCGCAGCUACCUUAACCUACUACGUUUCUUCUUCUUGCUCGGCUUCUGCGAAUCACUGCGAUUUCUUCUUCUUCUUCUUCUUCCGAAGAAAAGGAGUAGGUACGAUCUCUGAAUUGAUCAAUCGAGAACAAAAGCUGAUGCUGAGCGCGUCGGGAUUGCUCUACAACUGGAGAUCACGCGCGGGCCGGAGCCAUCCCAAUCCAGACCCGCCAAUCGACCCCCUCUCCGCCGAUCCCACUACCGAUGGAGACCCCCAUCCCCGGUACCCUCGGCGUCACCCCCGCCGUCGACGCCGCCUCGGCGAUGGUCCUCAGCUCGAACCCAGACGUACCCCUCCAGCUCAUCCCUCCACGGAACUAAAUUGGCUAGCUAAUCAGGGUGAUGGUGACUCUACGAUCGGCAGUAGUAUCUAUGGUGCAUCUGCAGGCAGCACAGUAGAUAGACUGAGAUUAACUAGAAACGACCAACUUCCAGGUGCUGUUCUACAGGCAAGAGCAAGGCUUCAAGAGAGGCUCAGAGGCAUCUCUCCUUCUGGAAAUAGUCAAACCAGCUUAAAUUCAGAAAUGACAAGGAAUGAGGUUGCUAUAAUUGAUGAAAUGAGGCUCAUGAACCUUGGAGAACCACAAGCAGAGAGUCCAGUUGAAUGGUCUGAAUCAGGUUCAUUACAGUCAAACUUAAGAGCCGAAACAGACGACGAUGUGCAAUAUGCCAAUAGGCCUUCUGGACUCAGUUUGGAGGCUUUCAGUAAUUUACAGAGAGAAGUUUUUCAAGAUGGAGAGGAGGGGAGCAUUGUUGGCAGAGCUUUUCUUGAUUGCUCCAUAUGUCUGGAGAAAUUCGUGGAGGGCGAAGAACUGAUUCAACUGUCUUGCAGGCACCGGUUCCAUCCUGAAUGCUUGGAGCCAUGGGUGAAGACGUGUGGGGAUUGCCCAUAUUGCAGGACGACGAUAUAAGCUAUCUGUCCAUUUUCCACUUAAGUUAUUAGGAGCUGUCAUACUCGGCUCCUCUCUUCCAGUUGAAUAGGGAAAAGGAAUUUACCCUGUUUUCACAAUCAUAAUAUGGUUGUAGAUUUGCAGGCGCUGGGCUAUUAGAUUCCCUGUUUCUUGUUUAAUAUUAAGUAAUGACAAGUUUCUAAUGUUCUGAGUCAUUAUUAUGAAAUUGUCUUCUCUCCAGUC
Zingiber officinale is the source of this 1182-nucleotide messenger RNA. Its product is annotated as probable E3 ubiquitin-protein ligase RHY1A. The record is from RefSeq and is a predicted model, not a curated record. The transcript is spliced from 3 exons. Lineage: Eukaryota; Viridiplantae; Streptophyta; Magnoliopsida; Zingiberales; Zingiberaceae. The coding region runs from base 148 to 960 and encodes 270 amino acids.